UGCUUCUUUUUCAGGUUGUCCAACUAUGAGAUCUUCUGGUACACACACAACCUCUUCAUUGUUUUCUACAUCAUCCUCAUGGUGCACAUGGUUGGAGGAGCUCUGAAGUAUCAGACCAACUUAGAGGGCCACCCUCCUGGCUGCCUCGGAGCCAAUCAGAGCAGCACGGAGCAGCAGGGUGAGGAGCUGGAGGCGGGUGUGGACGAAGAGAGAAGAUGCGGAGAGGAGGCUCACUUCCAGCCGCACUACCCUCAGGUGCUUUACGUGGACGGUCCCUUUGGAAGUCCAUCAGAGGAAGUGUUUAACUACGACGUCAGUGUUUGUGUCGCGGGUGGAAUAGGAGUCACGCCUUUUGCCUGCGUGCUGCAUGCGCUUCUUGACGGGUGGACAGGUUUCAGGUUGCAGAGGUUGUACUUUGUGUGGGUCUGCAGGGAGCUCAAGUCCUUCUACUGGUUUGCUGAGCUGCUGUGUGCCCUUCAUCACAAGCUUUGGCAGGAAAACCGACCGGACUACUUUAAUCUGAAACUGUACGUCAGUCAGACAGACAACCUGCAGAGCAUGUCGGAGGAGAAGUACCGUCCACUCACCUCGAGGCUGCUGGUUGGUCGGCCCAGGUGGAAUUUACUGUUUGAUGAGAUCGGGAAGACCAAUAAGCAUAAGCGGGUCGGCGUUUUCUGUUGUGGACCAAAGGGCAUCUCCAAGACUCUUCACAGACUGUGUAACUCAGCCCGAUCCUCUGGAACAACCUUUGAAUUCAACAAGGAGUCCUUCAGCUGAUCGAACGCCCAAGCUGGUUUUAUAUUUCACUGAAAAACACAACUUUGCCAUUUGACAUAUGAAAGUGGGCAAAAGAACUUGAACAUUCACAGACUAUAUUGUUUAUUCAUAUGCAACCCUCCUACGGUCACACAAGACUCAGCAGAAAAACAACCUUAAAAUAAAGCCAAACCCACGACUAAUGUUCAAAUAUUCAAGAAGCAAGAAAAACAGAAGAGACCAGCCCACUGCUCAGAUCCUCCACUAAAGUUGCUGUUGGAUUUUAUUGUUUCCCUGGCACAUCCCCAUGGAGUAAAUACGUCUUUCAUCUUUCAGUGCACCAGGUGGAAACAUCACGCAGGGAUCAACAGACUUGUCUUUAAAAAACAGUUAAUUAAAGUUAACGCAGAGAUGGAACCAUGUGGAAAACAUCCAUUGUGGAAUCAAGAACGAGUUAAGAGUCUGCCGAAUUUAAUUUGACCUUUACUUAACACAACAAAGAACCAGUACCAACCAGGCUCUACUGACCAAAAAGUGUCAGUGUGUCCCACUCACAGACAGAGGAUUUGAGGAUAGCCUUCAGGGAAAUGUUGCUUUUCAUCAUCAGAAUCCGCUGGGAUUUGCUUUCAAGAGAGAUGAUGAGUGGACAUAUAAUGGACACCUGAUUUAGUCUUUAGCCCAGUUCUAAUCUGGCCCUUACACCCUCCCACUUUGUGUUUGUGUUGGAUUUACACUUACAGCUGAAUGAAGCACCCUUCUUUGAGGCUUAAGGUAUAGAUAAAACGGCAAUCUUCAUGAUUAACUUCUCUACGACAGAAGCCGGAACUAUUACGUUUCGUAACCAUGUUUUACUAUGGAAGAGGCAACCUAAGCACAUCCAGGAGAAUACAACUUUGAAGCUUUUGGUGGCAUUUCUUUUUAUGUAAACAAGUUUUUAAGCCGCCUGGUUUUUGCAACAGUCUCUGUAAUUAUACAACGAAAUGAACCCAUCUUCUGUGUUUUAAACGUAUAAAAGGUUGAAGUAGGGAGAGGGUUUAGGGGCCGGAUUCGUAUUGGACCUUUGUUUUACUCUUGUUGUUUGCUGUUCAUAUACGUGUAUCAAAAUCUGUCUUUAUACAAAGCAAACAUACACUACACCUCAAGCCAGUAUUCUUAGUUUUGUUUAUUAUUAUUUAUAUUGUACAUGUAAAGUUAUUUUCUUAUGUUAUGAGAAAAACUUCUGCAGGGUUUUGGCAAAGUGUAUGUGAUUAUUAUUUUCUUUUAUACAUAUCUCCAGAAAGUCAAGUUACUGAUGCAAAGAAAUGAGGAGAUGGGGGUUUCUGCAAAGAACCAACAUCUUGAUAUUUCUGAUUGUGUGCCUGAAACAACCAUCAACCAUCAACCAUUUAUUUAGCAUUUCAUAUUUAUAUAUAUUUGAAUGUUGAAUUGUAUGUCUAUUUUUAGGAAUGUUCUCUAUGUUGGCAAAGUCUGAAAUAAAGAGAUUUUCUAUUUAUUAUAUCUUAUAUUGCUUGCAAAUAAUAAGUGGGGAAACAUUUACUAAUUUCUGGGCCAAUUCUAUCUUAUCACAAAAAUAUAAUUUGAAGUCACAAGUAUGUUUUUUUACAUUUUAUUUUGUAAAAAAAACACUCUUGCCAGUAAAAAUCAUCACUCUUUACUGGCAUUCAUUAGAUUCAUGAAUUAAAUUAGUUGGUUCAUUUCCAAAUAGCCAUAAAAUAUGAACUUGGUGUGACAUGAUGACAACCAAAAUGCCAAGAAAACCGGAUCUUGUUGUUCAAUUUGAAUGCAACAUAUAGUACACAAACUCAUGAUUUGUUAUCAUGAUGCAUCUUACUUCUCUUUUCCUCUGAAAGAUCACAAUCUCUUCUCAUAGCACCAGCGGUAACACACAAGAGAGAUGUGGGAGACUUUCAUUGUGGUAAAUCAUUUCAGUAAAUGUACUCAAAGGAAAGCUGACACAACAAGUCACUGUACAAAUACAAGAAAAUACCGUAGUGAACUAUAAAAAAUACUUGCAUGUUCAUGAAAACAUGAGAAAAGACUGAUUGCAUUUUAUAAUUGAAUAACAAUUGGCUCUGUGUGAGGUAAAAAUAUAUCCCAAAAAUAGAUUCUUAUCCACAAUCUUGAUUUCAAUUGCCCCUUACUUAAAAAGGUUAGUUCACCUUAAUACCAAAAAUAUAUAUAUAUGAAACGCUAAAAUCCAUUGAAAACUUUAA
This is a messenger RNA of Notothenia coriiceps (black rockcod), 2969 nucleotides long. Its product is annotated as NADPH oxidase 4-like. Gene Ontology annotation, biological process: superoxide anion generation; defense response. The annotation marks the transcript as partial. NCBI's taxonomy places the organism in Eukaryota, Metazoa, Chordata, Actinopteri, Perciformes, Nototheniidae. The record is from RefSeq and is a predicted model, not a curated record. Gene Ontology annotation, molecular function: superoxide-generating NAD(P)H oxidase activity. Gene Ontology annotation, cellular component: NADPH oxidase complex; plasma membrane. The transcript has 7 exons.